Messenger RNA from Puccinia triticina, 195 nucleotides. RefSeq lists its product as uncharacterized. The transcript has a single exon. The record is from RefSeq and is a predicted model, not a curated record. NCBI's taxonomy places the organism in Eukaryota, Fungi, Basidiomycota, Pucciniomycetes, Pucciniales, Pucciniaceae. The coding region runs from base 1 to 195 and encodes 64 amino acids.
AUGCAGUUCACCGCUUUGAAUGCUGGCUUGAAAUGGGCCGCUGUCAUUCUCCUCAGCCCCCACCUCUUCUCAGUUUGCAUGAGCGCAGCGGUCGCCAGUGGGGUUCGCGAAGCCGAAAAUCAGACGACGUCGACUAAGAUGUUUCCCGCGGGGAUGUACUCUCCAGGAUUGCCCGAUCCCACAGUGGACCGCUAG